AUGUCUUACAUGGACACAUGGAAUAUUCCUCUUCUAUGCUUCGUCCUUGCAGGAAUUUAUGGGAAAAGCUCUAUCAACAUUCAUUUGAUUAGGUCAAUUGACCAAAGAAAACAGCCACCACGUUUUGAUCGUGGAGCAUUAGAAAAUCUUAUUAAUAAGGUUGACCGAAAGCUGACAAGUUCAAUGUUAGCACUUCAGACUAACAAAAGAAAUCAAACAGAUGAAGAAGAAUUAUCAGAGAAAGAGAAUGAAAAAGGUGGUGAGAUAACCGAACACUCUAAUCUUGAAGAGUCCGUAUCAAAGGACGAAGAAGGUGCUGAAACAAGACAAAAAUACUUGUUUCAAAACGUAUGUGACGAAGAAAAAACUACAGACAAAGGAAAAAUAUCAGACAGUUUGAAUGAAAAUGGUGGCGAGAUAACUGAACACUCUAAUCUUGAAGAGUCCGUAUCAAAGGACGAAGAAGUUGAUGAAACAAGGCAAAAAUACUUGUUUCAAAACGCAUGUGACGAAGAAACAACUGCAGACAAAGAAGAAUUAUCAGACAGUUUGAAUGAAAAAGGUGGUGAGAUAAAUGAACAUUCCAAUCUCGAAGAGUCCGUAUCAAAGAACGAAGAAGGUGCUAAAACAAGACAAAAAUACUUGUUUCAAAACGUAUGUGACGAAGAAACAACUGUAGACAACGAAGAAAUAUCAGACAGUUUGAAUGAAAAAGAAGAUGAUAAAGAGGAGACAGCAAAAGACACAGAGGAGACACAUAAGCGCGUGCUGGAUAGAUCAUUUCCGACAAUUAAAGAAUCUAUGGAUCCUGAACUAAUAGUAGAUUUUUUGAUACAAGACGAAGUUUUCCAGAAUACAGUCAUUCGUGAUAUCAUUGAACUAACAACUACAACGAAGAAGAACGAAAGAAUUAUAGAAAAGGUCAGACAAAGCGGCACCGAUGUAUAUAAACUUUUCAAAAAAUACCUUGGAAAAAGCCAACAGUAUCUUUUACUUAUGUUUAUUGAAAAGACUGAAAAAGGGGAAGAAACAACGGACAUACAAAACGAAUUGAAGGAACAGACUAGACGAAGAUUGAAAGAAAUGCGACAUCAAAAAUCAAUUGAGGAAACUUCUGUCAAUUUAGUGGAAGAACAAUUAGUCAUUUCCAUUCAAAAGAGAAAACAAUUCGAAGGAACAGAAGAUAUAGAGGAGAAAUUGGGUAUAUACACUUCAUCUUAUCCCAGUUCAGAGGAAUGCUGCAAUGUAGUUAAAUGCAUUUUUGAAGGAUCAAAAGAAAAAUAUUCAGAUCAACUAAUCAAAGCAGUUAAAGAUGUAGCCUCUAUUAUGAACGUAGAGGUCAAAGCAGCAUCUGUGGAUAAAGAUAAUACGGUUGUGAUGACUAUGGCGUGUGCAUCGUGUGAAGAAAUAAGAAAACUGUUAAAGAUACUGAAAGGGAAUGAAUUUAAAUCAAAAAUAGAAAACCUUAAAACUGUUCUCUCUAAAGAAUUCGACAUUGUCUGCGUCAUUCAUGCCAACGUAUCACAUGAAAAGAUAAAGGAAGUCCAACAGCAUUUGAUGGAACAGGGUGUCAUAAAUGAAACACACGCUGACGAUUUAUUCUGCGAAAAUCAUCCCCAACAACAGGCUGAGCUGUUUUGUCCCGAACAUGAUAAGUUUGUUUGUCAUAAAUGCGAAGAAAAGCAUAGAAUGUGCCAGCGUGUAAGACAAAUAACAAAAGAUGUGAGCACAAAAAUGUACAGAAUCAGAAGUGAUGAACCGGCAAAUAAAUUGUGUACGACAAUGAAACUUUGUACCCUACCUUCAGGUGAAAUUCUGCACAUCGACAAUGUAAACAAAAAGUUGAAGAAGCUUGAUUUGACCCAUAGCGUUGUAGGCCAAUGUACGUUUGAUAAGUCGAAAACUCCGUUUGACGUUUGUGCAAUUCAUGCCUCAAAAGCCUUUGUUACCUUUGGCCACCAGGUUUGUGAAGUUAAUGUUGAGGAUAUUGAUAUUCACGUAGAGAAGUUUUUCAAAACAAAGGCCCCUUGUUUUCGCUUAUACAGAAAAGACAGUGUCAUAUACUAUACCGACAACCUUUCCAUCUAUACGUGUGAUGAAAACGGAGAAAAUCAUAAAGAGUUACAUCAGUUUGGGCAGGAAAUUGUAUGUUAUGCCUUAGUUGUUAAUGAUGACAGAAGUAAGAUUGUUGUGGCUGCUGGGGAGGUUGGCCUUAUUAUAAUUGAUGCGAACAACCCAAAUCCGUCGACAGUAACACUACAGGAAUUACAGGGUUGUACUGAUCUAUGCAUAGUAAAAAGUGAAAUGCUUCUCGUGUGUGCGUCUGACACGUUAUUUCUAGUAGAUAUCAAACUUGGGAAGGUAUUGAAACAAGCUGCAAUUGGGUUGCGCUGCCCUAGGUCGUUUGCCUUUGACGUUAUAGACAAUUCGGUGAUCGGUGGCAAUCUAGGAAAUGAUUUCAUUUCAGUAUUUAAUGCAAAUAUUGAGUAUGAUGCUACGUAAGACGUAAUGGGUAUUCAGGCUGCAAUAAAGCGCCUGCGUAUGAACUGAAAUAACCGUGUGUCAUCUUAUGUUUAAUUUAGUCUAUUAUGUCAAGUAUUUACUUCAACUGAUUUGCUGGGAUAUUUAGUAAAUACAAUGUAUUUCUAUUGUAAUCAUUUGAACAUUUGAGAUUGUUGAACUCAGUUUAUGUGUACACUCAUCUUCUGGUUGUCGCUUACAUUUGUUUAUGAAGACAAAUCAUUUCUGUUUAUUAUUCUUGCUUUUCUUAAACAUUUUGUGUCAUAAAUAUUAUAAUAUCUCAUAAUUAAGCGAUUAUACUCCUGAUUUUGUUUGGCAAAGAAAUAUGUUUUUGUGUGGUGGGUUAUUAGGCUAUUAAUGAUUUGAAAAUAUAAUAAUAUUUAUAAAUUUGUCAUUGAAUAAAACAGUUUGACAGGUAAUUUGGUUAAACAGUACAUUUACAUAUCUCGCACACAUAUUUUAAUGUUUUAUAUGAUUCAUGUUUGUUUUAAAAUUCAAUAUUCUAUUCUUGUGUGUUUUUCAAGCAUCAUUUAUGAAUGGCAUAUUUAUUCAUUGUUGACAAUUUGGUGGUAUAUUUCAUAAUAACAUUAUAGAAAAAAAUGUUUUGUAGUCCCCUACCGGUUUAACCCGAGGGGACUUUACGUUUGGGCUCUGUUCGUCAGUCUGGCCGUCUGCCUGCAUUGUAUGAUAGGGAAAGUGGGCCAUUGAACUGUUAACAAAACUAAAAAGAACACUAUAGUUCAUUCUGCUACAAAAGAAUCGGGUGCAAUGGCACUUCACUAAACUAAACAAGAAUGAUUAUUUCUAUAACUCUGGUCUUAUCUUUCAUACUUUUUCUACUCCAGAUGUCAAGUAUAUGUUUCUUAAUUUCACACCUGACUUAGGAGAGUCAAUAAUCUUGCUUGACUAUUUCCAGAAUUAUGGCUCUCUUGAACUUGAAAUUAUUAUGUUUUACUGUAAUUUCAUUUCUUAAAGGGUAAACUUUAAUAUUUGAAAGCCCACAUCAUAUUAAAAUGACAAGGUUAAUAAAUCUAACGUCCAUAUUUCCAGAAUGAUCCCCUUUUAACUUUGAAGUGUCCUAUUUAACUCUAUAACUCUCUUAUUUUUUCAUGGUUUUGCAUUAAAAAUUAAAUAAAUGUUUAUUAUCAUCACCUACAUCAUCUGUAAUAAGAUGUAUUAGUCUAGCAUCUGGAAUUUUAUGAUUAUUUUAAUUUUGAACUUGAAAUUAGUUUGAAAUUUCUUACAUUUUUUAACUUUUCUUCUCUGUUACUAUAAAUGGUACUUACAUUACUCUUAAGACAAUUGUUCUUGUCAUAGCUCAUAUCAUGUAUGAAAAGGUUCAUUAGUGUAGAAUCUUUAUUCAAAACUUAAUUCCUCUUUAUUUUAAGAAUUUUGAUGAAAAUAUGUUAUAUUUUGGUUACAAUCAAGGAGGUUUAAAGAUUGGUCAUUGGUCUGUAAGUCUUUCUGUCCGUCAGUCCCUCAAAUUUUUAUCGUCUUUUAAAAAUCUUGGAAAUGUUUCAACAAAAUUUUAUAAAAUAGAGGAGAAUUGAAAUAAUACAUAUUCAUCUUAAGAAAAUGUAAAUUGGAUCUUUUGAUGAUCUGUUGUAUUAACAUUACUUCCUAUUUAGGCAGGAACAUUUUAACACCUUAAUAUGACACAGACAAACUAUGAACUCAAAAAGUCAUCUAUGUUUUCCAAAUUGGCAUCAUUGAAUGGCCAUGACCCUUCUGAAUGUUGCUGACAUAUUUCUUGUAGGGUUCGAACCGGUAUGGGGCUUUUUGUUUUGCCUGUAAGCUUUGAUAAUUGCCUGUUUUAUUUUUAAAUAAAUGAUUAUAAUAUUGCCUAUUGUUACACAUAUUACUAAAUUAUAUCAACACUACAAAGGGAAGAUACUCUGAUUAAAGCUUUUGAACCAGACCAAUGAAUCAUUCCCCGUGGAUUGAAAAUUCAUUAGUUAUAUGAAAUAGCUGGCGCUUUAUUCUGUUAAAUAAGUUAAUUCUGCCAAGCUUAUUCAUGUUAAAUAACAUGAAUGGAAAUGGUUAUGUAAAAGAUAUUAUUAAUGCCAUAAAAGUAUAUACGAAUGAUAUAUACUAAAACAGAAACCUGAAAAUUCCCUCCGAUUAAAAUUUAUAAAUAGACGAGAAUGUGCAUUACAUGCAUGCAUUUUUGUUCAUACGCAUUUUGAUUUAACAACAUUGAAAAAAUAAUAUUUUGAUUUUUAUUAAAAAACGAAAUCAUCAUUUCGCCAUUAUGAUAAUUUAGUAUAGUAAUUUUAUAUAUUCUAUUUG
Ruditapes philippinarum (Manila clam) is the source of this 4809-nucleotide messenger RNA. RefSeq lists its product as uncharacterized. Gene Ontology annotation, biological process: regulation of apoptotic process. Gene Ontology annotation, molecular function: zinc ion binding. Bases 1 to 2502 code for a protein of 833 amino acids. The transcript has 14 exons. Lineage: Eukaryota; Metazoa; Mollusca; Bivalvia; Venerida; Veneridae. The record is from RefSeq and is a predicted model, not a curated record.